Danaus chrysippus (African queen) is the source of this 582-nucleotide messenger RNA. The record is from the annotation of a GenBank genome assembly. NCBI's taxonomy places the organism in Eukaryota, Metazoa, Arthropoda, Insecta, Lepidoptera, Nymphalidae.
AUGUUCCCCUUGGUUCUGUUAGCUUUGGUCGCUCAAGCUUUUGCUGGGGAGCACAUUGACGCGAGAUGUCCAGUUGUGCGUCCGACCGACAAUUUUGACUACGCAUCUUUCUCAAAUGGAUUAUGGUAUGAAGUAGCCAGGUAUGACAACAGAAAAGAAAAGGGUACCGAGUGCAGUUACACAAAAUACACCCCGAUGGGUGACCGCUUUAAGAUAGAGAGUGUUGGAUUGAGACACAACAAGAAAUAUGAACUUAAUGGAUACGGUAAACUCGCUCCAGAUGCUGGUAACACGGGAAAACUCAUCUAUACACUGCCAUAUGGAAAGAACGGCCAGAAUACCGACAGUAUUUUGAAUGUCAUGUCCACCGAUAACGCAAACUACGCUGUGCUCUAUCACUGCAACUAUAACGAAGAGACCAAGACUAAACAAGAACUCUCCUGGAUCGUGUCGAGAACAAAGACUCUGAGAUCUGACUUCAAAGCUUUAAUUGACAGAUAUUUACUGGAAUCAAAGGUGUUAGACCUCAGCAAGUACAUUUUCCCUAACUUCUCUGAUGAUGUGUGUCGUAUCGACUUCUAA